Molecule: messenger RNA, 2094 nt
Organism: Candidula unifasciata
Lineage: Eukaryota; Metazoa; Mollusca; Gastropoda; Stylommatophora; Geomitridae
Source: the annotation of a GenBank genome assembly
AUGAGGGUAACAUUUAUCCUCGUAAUGUUUCUGUAUUGUGUGAGCUCAAAGAAAUCUCGCGCGAAUGCCAAGGCGAACGUCCAGGCGAACGUCAAGGCGAAUACCCAGGCGAACGUCAAGGCGAAUACCCAGGCGAACGUCAAGGCGAAUACCCAGGCGAACGUCAAGGCGAAUACCCAGGUCUCCAAUCCGGAAAUUGAGCAGCUGAGGAAACUUGUGGCAAGCCUCAGCAAACAGGUCAUGAUGCAACAACUUCACGUGGAGGAGAAGUCCCGAUCUGAGGGCAACUCUGGGAUAAAACUUGUUCGUGGCGUUGGGAAGGGGCAGAAGAACUAUGACUCCAACAGUCAUCUGUAUCCAUCUGCUUUUGCAAUUCACGACCAUUCAAACUAUGAUAGGACAAUUGGUAUUGGUGAGAUUUGUGCUGUGUUAAAUGGAGUGGACUUCCGGACACGUCACAACGACUACAAGUUGGUCAUGCCCUCGCAAACGUCCAGUAUAUAUCAUGCCACCGAGGAUAUCCCAUUUCCCGACGUGCCGCCCGAGGUUUUAAACAAAAAGACAGUCGAGGAACAAGUUGCAGAGAUGAAAGAAUGGUUCAAAGCUUUCAACGACCAGGACAGAAGCAGUAGAGACUACACAAAAUACUUUAAGCCAGUUCUGUGUUAUCUUGAGGGGACGUGGACCCUGGACAAGGAGUUGGAAGAACCAUUUCCCAGUGACAGGCAUUAUCUAGAAGCCAAGAGCUGGGAUGAACUGCAUGAAAAGAAUCGUUUCACAACAUACACAGGCACGAAGGCCCGUCUGGAAAAUGUUGCCUACUUGCCGACAACAAUCAUGUCUGUGAACAUGACCACUGGCGAAGCGCAGUAUGCUCAAUGGAACUAUCGAAUUUUAUGUCAUCCGAUUGGCUAUGACAUUCCGCUGCACUUCUUUCAACAGGAAGACGAUCUCAGUUUCCGAGUACGCACAAGCCAAACUCUGACGCAGACGGCCAAAACCCGAGCAGCAAGAUACAAGUUGUUUGAUCCCUCCAGAAAAACCAGCUACCAGAUCCUAGACUCGAUUUUUGCCGAGAUCCCAGGGAAAGAUAACUACGGCUCCAACCUGACGUUCACGACGUUCGCAGAGGACAUGUUCGACACCGGUUUUUCUGACAACACUCAUCUGUUGAACACGGGCUACUACCACAGGGCCUACAAGUCUUUCCGGAGUGGCGCUGGAGGCAUCGCGUACACGGCCUUGGGAUUCAACGAUGACAACUUGUGGGUAUCGCAAACAACUCAGCCACGCGUGGCUUCCAUUGAGACAGAUAACUGCUUUAAAGUGCUAAAUAAAUUCGGAAAGCUGGCGACCCGAUGCAAUAGAGGCGAGAUCCGGGUGUCCUAUGCUAUCCCACUAGAGGUCAUAUUCUUGACCCCUCUUCUAACAUGGAAUCCGUACAAUAUUGUCUUCCAUGAUGACCCAGAUACAGCAAUAAAAGACGACCGUACAGGCUCGAAAGAAAAACCACUCAAUGGCAUAGAUAAGUCACACUACUACAUGACACCGAUGGAGUUUUUCACAGGUCCUCGAGACAUGUCAGACCCAGCAGACACUGUGAAGACCUACAUCUAUGUCUUAGCCCCAGACGGCGAGGCCAAGAAAGUCUCCUCCUCUGGUACAAGAAUCUCAAUACCGGAAAUUGGAAGAAGUGAUCCGAUCCGAGUAAGAUAUCCUAUAGCCCCUGUACACUACGAAGGCAGUUCUGUCUGGAAGGAACUCACGGCUCUCAAAGACAGGGAGGACAAUUCUGGUGUUCCAAGUUCUGUGGUGUUUGAGAUGUCAAUAACAGUCCAGGACCCUCCAGGCGAGCACAGCCAUGAGUUCAAACUAAACUACGAAGAAUUUAGCCUGCUCAUAGCCGAAGAGGAAGUUCAAGUUGUGACUAGCGAGGCCCAGGAACAUGCCCAUGAACUAACAAUUGUUUUUGAUCCGAAAACAAAAUCCUUCAAGUACACCUCCUGCGACAAUGACCGCAUCUGCUUCGAUGGACACCCGACGUUGGUCACCCUGAUCACCCAGAACGAUUUCACUCGAUCAGCUAUUUUAUAA